GGUUGCUUAGUUGCCGUGGAUUCACCACGAUCUUCAUGCUGAUCACGGAGAGGGUCUUUCCGCUGCUCGUCUUUGUGCAAGGAAAGUGAUGGAUGUUUGAAAAUCCGAUACGCAGCGGCUCCUGCUGUCCGGCUCGACAGGUCCAGUCUGGAGGGACACAUCCAGCAGCCUGGAGCCUUCAUAAAGGAAAUAUAAGAGGUUGGCCUCUGCAGGACACCAGCUAGACUAAGACUAACAGCAGAGCUCAGCAACAACUCAAUGGCAGGAGAAAGAGCAGUCAGAUCUGGAAGAAUAUAAAUGAAGCUUCAAGUCCGCCUUUUAUCUGAAAUGAACUGAAGCGAGAGAAGUACAGAAUCAUCCGUUGUUUCAUGGAAUUUGUGGCUCCCUUUAGAUGACCAGCAAUGGCAAUGUAUCCAGAUGUGGGGCAUUACCUCUUGUUUGACUUCAUCACUGUCCUCUUCAUUUGCUUUGGGGUUACCUGCCUAGAAAUACCUUUGGAGAUUGAACAGCCUCCAGUCAUCACACAGCAGUCUCCAGCUUCUCAGAUAGCUUUCUCCUUUGAUGAUAACGUCCCCAUUCAAUGCGAGGCAAAAGGAACUCCCGCUCCACAGUUCAAGUGGACAAAAAACGGGUUGAACUACGAUUUCACUGAUGAUCCAAGGAUUACCAGGGUGGAAAAUUCAGGAACAUUCAUUAUUCACAACAAUGGAAACAUAACAGAAUUCCAGGGUAAAUAUCGCUGCUAUGCUUCCAACAAGCUGGGGACUGCCAUCUCAGAAGAAAUUGAAUUCCUUGUGCCAAGCAUUCCGAAGUUUCCCCAUGAAAUAAUUAAACCAAUAACAGUUCAAGAAGGAAAUUCAGUCGUCUUAAAGUGCAAUCCACCGAAAGGCAUCCCGCCUUUGGAAAUAUAUUGGAUGACAAUUGGUCUGCAGCACAUCGAGCAGAGCAGCAGAGUGUCUGUUGGACUUAAUGGAGAUUUGUACUUCUCAAAUGUCGUCGGCCAGGACAGCAGAAGGGACUACUGCUGCUAUGCAGCUUUUCCAAGAAUUCGGACCAUUGUGCAGAAGACACCCAUGACACUAAUUGUGAAAAGAACAAACACGGAUGCGAGUGUACGGCCCAGCCUGAUGACCCCUACUGGUGUUCAUUCUAAUAUAAGUGCCAUGAAAGGAGAAACAGUCAAGUUUGAGUGCAUCGCUGAAGGACUCCCAACUCCAGAGAUUGAAUGGACUAAAGUAAAUGGGGACCUACCACAAGGGAGAACAAAGAAGGAGAACUUUGGAAAACUUCUUAUAAUAUCUAAAGUUACAGAAAAGGACGACGGAAAAUAUAAAUGCACCGCUGCCAAUGAUUUAGGAAAUGUAGAACAUUAUUUCUAUCUUACAGUUGAAGAACCUCCUAAAUGGUCAUAUAAGCCAGAGAGCACCAUCUACUCCAUUGGAAGUGAAGUUCGUCUAAAAUGUGAAGCUGGUGGCAAACCACGACCUACCAUCGAAUGGAAAGUUAACGGAAGACCCCUUAAUGAAGCACAGAAGAGGAACUUAGUGUUGACUGACAAUAAAAUCAUCAUUGCAAACGCACAUCCAGACGACAGCGCCGUCUACCAAUGUGAAGCCGUCAACAAAUAUGGCACAAUACUUGCAAAUGCUGUCAUACUGGUAAAAAAUGUUGCUCCACUAAUCCUUACCAACCUUGAUCAGAACUACACUGCAGUCGAAGGACAGAAGGUCUUUAUACAGUGUGAAGUGUUUGGGUCACCUCGGCCAGAUGUGGACUGGCUUAAAGAUGACCAGCUGAUAUCUACCAGUGACCCAAGGUAUUUUAAACAUGAAAAUGGCAGCUUGGAAAUCAUAAAUGUCAUAAAGGAAGAUUCAGGUCUUUACACCUGUUGGGCAAAAAACACAGAAGGUGAAGCUGCAAUGACUGGUACGCUGGCUAUAACAGAUGCUACAAAGAUAACACAGUCACCAGAAGAUGUUGCAGUUCCAAGAGGAAGCUCGGCUGAAUUAAUGUGCCAGAUAAAGACUGAUUCAGCAUUCAUAUAUGACAUGCAUAUUUCAUGGAGACACAACAACAAAGAGAUUUUCUUUAAUUACACAAAUGGCAGCAGAUUUUUUCUUGAUGAUAGCACAUUACAAAUAGUUAAUGUGAGCGUGGAAGACCAGGGGUUGUACACGUGUGUAGCGAGGAGCCCUUUAGAUGAAGCAUCGGCGACAGCAAAGCUUACAGUGCUGGAUGUGCCUGAUCCACCAACAGACCUGGAGGUGUCUGCAGCAAACAGCAGCAGUGUGACCCUGAGGUGGACUCCUCAAGACAGCCAUAACAGCCCAAUAACUGAGUACAUCAUUGAAUAUGAGGAAGACAGAUGGAAUCCAAACAAAUGGUUUCAAUUGCUAAGAGUUUCUGGCAAUGACAGCUCAGUAGCUGUGAGGAUGAAUGGACAUUUAGAAUAUCAAUUCCGCGUGUCUGCAGUUAAUAAAAUUGGAAGAAGCGAAUCCAGCAAGCCAUCAAAAAGGUACAGAACACCCCCAACAGCACCAUUUAAAAAUCCUGAAAAUAUCAAAACUGAGGCACUGUCACCUAAUGAAAUGAUCGUUAAAUGGGAGCUUUUAAGCCCUUUAGAAUACAAUGGUCCAGGUCUGGAGUACAAAGUGAGUUGGAGACGUAGGGGGACUGAAGAAAACUGGAAUGAACAAAUUGUAAAGAACUAUCCCUUCUUUAUAAAGAAUACACCGACCUUUGUGCCGUAUGAAAUAAAAGUUCAGGCAAUAAAUCAGUAUGGUGGUGCUCCUCAGCCAGAAGCCAUUGUUGGAUACUCAGCUGAGGAUUUUCCAGUGGUGGCUCCUAAGAAUGUAAGUGUUGAGAUCCUGAACAGUACGCUGAUUAAAGUUCAUUGGUCUAGAAUUCCUCAAGACAAAGUGAAUGGAAUUCUCAGAGGAUAUCAGAUAAACUGGUGGAGGUUAAGAAAUCUACUGGAAGAAAAAAAGAGUCAUGGUGAAAAAUAUACUCUGACAUUUUCCGGUGACAGGGACCAUGGGCUGGUUCCAGGACUGAAGCCUUUCUCAGAAUACACUCUCACUGUUAUGGCGUUCAAUGGGAAAGGCAAUGGACCAGGAAGUUCUUCUGUAACAUUUAAAACUCCUGAAGGAGCACCUGAGCAGCCAGCUUUGUUGAAAGUUGCAAGUUUUAAUAAGGAUUCAAUCACAUUAUUGUGGGCACCGCCAAAUGAGCCAAAUGGCCUUCUUACAGGAUACCUGUUAAAGUACCAGUUAAUUAAUAACACAGAUGAACUCGGCAGUCUGCAAGUCGUCAACAUCUCAAAACCUUCAAUAACCAAAUGGAAAGUCCAAGAUUUAGAAGUCAGCAGUAGGUACAAGUUCUAUUUAAGUGCCUGUACGAAAUCAGAGUGUGGAAAAACAGUCACAGAAGAGGGAAUUACCAUCAUGGAUGGAGCGUAUGCAGGCAUGUAUGGAGGUGUUUCCAAUCAAGGGUGGUUCAUAGGACUCAUGUGUGCAAUGGCUCUUCUUACUCUUAUUAUGCUCAUCGCCUGCUUCAUACAACGGAACAAAGGAGGGAAGUAUUCUGUUAAAGAAAAAGAAGAUUUGAAUCCAGAUAAAGAAUCCAGACAAAUAAAUGAGGACAUGUUUUGCGACUACAGUGAAUGUGAAGAAAGCCCACUGAAGGGGUUCCCUCCAUUACUCAAUGAAGAAAUGAAAGCUGACGACAGCGGAGACAGUCUAGCAGAUUAUGGCGAUGAAGAGCACAGCCAGUUUAAUGAGGACGGCUCUUUCAUUGGCGAGUACACAGGACAAAAGGAGAGGAGACCUGCAGAGGUAAACGGAUCAGUAAAAGGUGCAAAUUAGUCCGUUUGCAACAGCUGACUGAAGGGUGAAUAAAAUGGACAAGCAGAGAAUGAAACAAAAUGACUGCUCUUAUGAUUGUACAUUAUGUUACCAUUUUAAACAUCGCUGAAAAUAAAUGACCAUAAAUUAGCAUUGCUCUGAAAUGUAUACUGUUGUUUUAUUUUGUAUUUUGAUGUCUUAAAUGUAAUGAAAAGUACGUGUUCUAUUUAAAAAAAGAAAUCUUGCUUUAUUUUACGAAGAUAAAAAGAAAUUGGCUUUGUUUCAUAUGGGUAGUGCCAAGAUGUAAGAUUACAUUUUCUUUUUUAUAAUUAUGUUAACACAAUAUACUAUAGAUGAAUAAAGGUUAUUUUAAAGUAAUAAACA
Messenger RNA from Polypterus senegalus (gray bichir), 4226 nucleotides. It is a transcript of the gene chl1b, whose product is annotated as cell adhesion molecule L1-like b. The transcript has 26 exons. Gene Ontology annotation, biological process: cell-cell adhesion; brain development. NCBI's taxonomy places the organism in Eukaryota, Metazoa, Chordata, Cladistia, Polypteriformes, Polypteridae. Bases 402 to 3863 code for a protein of 1153 amino acids. The record is from RefSeq and is a predicted model, not a curated record. Gene Ontology annotation, molecular function: cell-cell adhesion mediator activity.